CGGGUGCGGCCGCCCCCGCCUGCGCUCCCCGCGCCCCCAGCGGGGCUCUAGGGCCGGGCGCGUCCGGCAGGGGCGAAGGCGGCGGCGCCCCCGGGACCAUGCGCUAAGCGCCCGGGGCAUCCAGCGAGCAAAGUUGCCGUGGAAGAUGAACAACACCGAAAUCACAAAGCCACCACUAGCACCAAAACCAAAGAUUAUUGGUCAUCUUUCUCCAGUAGUUGUCUCCAAAUUUUCUCCUUCGUUGCCAAGGUCUGAUAUUCUUCAUAACCCAAAUUCUACAUCUAGGGGUCCCAAACCACCUCUUGCUCCCAAGCCAAAACUCUCAUCUGACACUGAGGGCAAAUUCAGUGUUUAUACCAAUAACAACUUAAAUAAAUUCUCAAAUGGGAAACUGGGAUGCCGUGAUGGAGACCUGUUUGAAGGAAAUCAAUAUAAUGAUGAGUGCCCAGAAUCUGAGGUGGAUAAUGAAUACAUUGUAGUUCCUGAAGCUCAGCUGAUUAGCAAAGACUAUAAUGACUUGGAACAUGAGCAUGACCAGAGCCUAGACUGCUCUGCGGAGAAUGUAGUCUUGGAAACUUCAGAAAAGGCAGGGAAGGAAGAGGAUAACAACACUGCUAAUGAUGAGGACACUGGCAAUCUAGAAAUCACUGAAGCUGAGCACGACAACCCUUCAGAUAUUGCUGAACUGAUGGAACCAGACUCAGAAGAGUCAACCAGAGACUGUGACCAUUCCAAAGCACUUUGUGAGGAGUCCUCAGACACUUCUGAUGUGGAUUAUGAUGCUUCCAAGGAUGAAGAUGAAGAUGUUGUAAAUGACUGCAGUGAAAUCAAAAACAAUUUGGAGGAAACUUUUAAUAGUCUGCAACUGGUUAAGAAUUCUGGUGAUUUUAAGACUGACAAUGAUAACAUUCUGAAUAGAGAUGAGGAUGAGAUAGGUGAUACUUGUGAAGACAUACUAAUGAUAAAGUUUCUAACUGAAACUUUAGAGGAGGGAGAUUGGUGUCCAGCACAUGAUGGUGAUCACAGUGCGCAAGAAGAGCUUGACUUGAACAUGGAAGAGGAGUUAGAAAAUGAAGGCUGUGAGGGCCCUAACAUGCUGCCCAAUGAGGCCGAUAAAGAAACAGCUCCCAGCCUGGAACUGACGGAAAAUGAACCCAACACUGAAGAUGGUUUGGGAGACCCCAUCCAUCCAGCUGCAGCUGUAGAGGAGGAAGCAGACCCAGAUGACCACACUGACACAAACACAGAAAAUACUAGUGAUGGCUGCCAGAUUACUGAGAGGAGAGGCGAGGAGGAAACAUCAGAGGCAGCCUGUGAAGCAAGUGAAGACUCCGAGAAAGGAGAGGAAGAAAAUGUGAAUGCAGAGAGUAUGGAUAAUGGUUGUCAAAUUACUCCUUUUGAGAAUGAAUGUGGUGAGGAAAUACCCCAGGAACUCUCAGGUGAGAAUCUACAAACACAUGGGACCUCUCUGGACAAAGAUGAUCAUAUCUUUGUUACUCUCCCUAAUGGUCCAGGGAUGGAGUCAGAAUUGGAAGAUGUGCUCACUGAAGAGCAUAGUGAAAGUGUUGUGGAAACCUCUGAGUCAGAUGAGCUGCUCCUUAAAGACAGCAAGGUGGAACCGAAUAGCCCCCAUCAAAGUGUCCUAGAUCCACCUGAACAGAUCCCAUUUGAAGAAGAGUUAGCAGUCUGUGAGCAAGGCAAAAUUAAUGUAGAAUCUGAGAGCAAACAAGUCUUACAUGAAAAUUUAGCAGUUCCUGAGGUGGUCAUUGAGCCUGAACAAUCAGAGGAAAAAGAAACAAGCCGUGAUUCUCUAGAUGACCCUUAUGUGCUUCCUGCAGAGAAUGAAAUCCCUCAUGAUGGACAAACUGAUUUAAGAACCGAUCACAGUAAAAGGGAUGACUUAAAUAUGGAUGAUGAAAACAACUUGCUACCCAUAGAUCGUAAAAGCAUUGUCACUAGAACCCGGUCGCUCUCUGGGAAAAUGCCAGGCUAUGUGCCAGAAACAGUUCCAGAAGAAAAUGGGCCUGAUACAGAUUUGCCAUCUUCCCACAGUGGCUCUGGGACUAAAGAUUUAAGCAAUAACUUACUGUCAGUGGAAGGAAAACCAAUGGAAGUCAACAGGGCGCUACCAACCACAUCAAGAUGUUUUAUUUUAUAUCCUCGGUCUUACUCCAUUGAAGGGAGAGAGAUGCCUGUCUCCAUUUACAAAGAAAGUGAUGGCUAUGUACUGGACGAUGGUAGAAUAAAAAGGACAGAAGACAACUUGUCUUUGCCCUGUGUCAUUGGUUCCUCAGGUAGUUUUUCCCAGAGAAAUCACCUUUCAUCAGGUGGUGUAUCUACUCCAUCCUCAGUUGUUGAUAUACCACCUCCUUUUGAACUUGCUUGCAUCACCAAAAAGCCAAUCACUAAAAGUUCCCCUUCACUUUUGAUAGAGAAUGAAUCACCUGAUAAGUAUUCCAAGAAAAAGAAAUCUUCCUUUAAGAGGUUCCUCACUCUAAAAUUCAAGAAGAAAACUGAAAAUAAAAUCCAUGUGGAUGUUAAUGUUUCAUCUUCAAGGUCCUCAUCAGAGUCCAGCUAUCACGGACCUUCAAGGCUGAUAGAGCUGGACAGGAGGAGCCUAAGUAGCUCACCUCAGCUAAAAUCACAUGCAGGGAAGCUCCGCAUGUCUGAGUCUCCCUCAGCUGUUCUUUUUUAUAAGGAUGGUAAGAGAAAAGGAACACCCAAGUCCUUCAGCAGGAGCGUGUCAAGGGUGGAGUCCUUCGAGGAUCGGUCCAGACCUCCUUUCAUGCCACUCCCAUUAACGAAACCUAGGUCCAUUUCUUUCCCCAAUGCUGACACUUCUGACUACGAAAACAUUCCAGCUAUGAGCUCUGACUAUGAAAAUAUACAAAUUCCUCCUCGAAGACCCACCAGAGCAGGAACUUUUACUGAGUUUUUUGAAGAUCCCAGCAGGGCAUUAUCUGCUGCUAAUGAGAAUGAUGGCUAUGUGGAUAUGAGCAGCUUCACUGGCUUUGAGAACAAGCAACAAACCACCAACCAGGAAACAGAAAGUGCCUACACUGAGCCCUACAAGGUGUGCCCGGUCUCUGUGAUACCUGUGGAGGUCAUCACAUCUGAUGAGGAACAGAAGAGUUCAGAAGAUGAGGAGAGCAGCCAGGGUGAUGCCAGCCUCAUCAACAGGAAAGAAGGCCAGUCCAGAGCUUACCUCAUUGCCCUGGAGCUGGUGUCUACAGAAAAAGUAUAUGUGGAGAUGCUCGAGCGGUUAAAGAUGGACUUCUAUGAAGGUAUCUUGAAGGUGCUUGGGGAAGAAGAUGAGAAUGAACAGGAAGAGGUUAAACUCAAGCAGGGCUUAAGUGAAAUCCCUGAAAUUUAUAAAUUACAUCAAGAAAUCCUAGGAGAAUUGGAAGAAAGAGUCUUUAAAUGGGAAGAACACCAGAAAGUUGCUGAUGUUUUCCUCUCCAGAAAAUCAAAAUUCAAUCACCACACUGCAUAUAUUAUGCAGUUUGAUAGGAAUUUGGCUUUGAUGGAUGAAACUUGCCUUAAAUACUCCCAACUGGCUACCAUCAUUCAGGAGUUUGAGCAGAACUCUGGUGACAGCCCACAGAGCAUGAAACACCAGCUUCUGAAAGUGGUGCAGCGUGUCUUCCAGUACCGUGUGCUGCUGACAGAUUACUUGAAUAAUCUUUGCCCUGAUUCUACAGAGUAUGAAGCCACACAAGCUGCCUUACUCAUUGUCUCUGAAAUCACAGACAGAGCCAAUGACAGCAUGCUCCAAGCGGAAAACUUGCAGAAGCUGGUACACAUUGAGUACAGUGUCAGGGGGCAGAGCAGCCUUCUCCAGCCAGGAAGGACUUUUGUUAAAGAGGGAACACUGAUGAAAGUUUCCGGCAAAAACAGGCACCCUCGGCAUUUGUUCUUGAUGAAUGAUGUUCUGCUGUACACAUAUCCCCAGAAGGAUGGCAAAUACCAGCUGAAAAACACCUUGGCUGUGUCAGGAAUGAAGGUCAGCUGCCCAGUGACAGAAAAAGCCCAGAAUGUCCUGAAGAUUGAAAAUGAUGAAUACUGCCUGACGCUGUCAGCAAGCUCUUGUUCAGAAAGGGAUGACUGGUACAGUUGCAUCAGCAGACACAUCCCAGAUGACUGCAAAGCUCAAAACACCUCCACCUUCCACAGCAGCGUGGAGCUAAGGGAAAGGCUUGGAAUACCCUUGGGUGAGAGGCCUCCAACUUUGGUACCUGUGUCACAUGUCAUGAUGUGCAUGAACUGCGGUUGUGACUUUACGCUCACCCUGAGACGCCAUCAUUGUCAUGCUUGUGGGAAGAUUGUGUGUCGAAAUUGUUCAAGAAACAAGUACCCCAUGAAGUACCUCAAACAAGAAGCAGCCAAAGUCUGUGAUAGCUGCUACAUGGAACUGAAAAAAAGGGAGCGACCUCUAAGUGUGAGCUUCCCUCCAACUUCAUCCAGGUGUUCGAGCAGUGCCUUCUCCUCUGUCUUCCACAAUAUUCAUUACUCAUCUUUCAAGAAGCAAAAGAAGGUCCCUUCGGCUCUUAUGGAGGUGGCAGCCUCAGAAGAAGGAGCUACCAUUAGUGGUUAUCUCAGCAGAUGUAAGAGAGGCAAAAGACACUGGAAGAAACGCUGGUUUGUUAUCAAGGGCAAAGUCCUCUACACCUAUGCAGCAAAUGAGGACAAGGUUGCCACAGAAAGUUUGCCUUUGCUGGGUUUCACCAUUGCCCCAGAAAAGGAGGAAGGAAGUAUGGAUGCAGUUUUCCAUCUCUACCACAAGCAAACCCUGUUUUACAGCUUCCGAGCAGAGGAUAACAAUUCAGCACAGAGGUGGAUUGAAGCCAUGGAAGAAGCAUCCAUAUUAUAGCAGCAAUGGACUUGCAAUAAAAUCUCAUGAUUUCUGUACAUUCCCAGCAACCAUCCUUUUUCUGUCUUACAAAACUGACUAGUGUAUUUCAGGCAAACUGGCUACACAUACUGGAUCUGAACUGUUUCCAGAUUUCUCUUUUUGCUUCCUUCCUCUUUCAUCCACAUUGUUGCAAAUGAAAACUAAAAUAGGGAAUAUUUAUGGUCAUCUUUAUGUGCAAGUUCAACUUGCAUUACAAGCAUCUCCUCUGAUCCCACAGAAAACUAAUACAUGGAUAAAAUACAUGGAAAUACUGGCUAAAGUAAGUAAUAGGUUCAGUUUUACUUACCCUAGAGCAUUAUCAUAUUUUGUUGUGAUUUUCAUGUCUACCGUGAAAUGAGAAACAAUGUAGUAAACGACAAAUACUCAUUUAAAGCACUUUAUUGGUUUAUUGAACUACAGCUUCGUAUUUCAUGUUUCCAAGGAGUUCUGUGGACUAAUUUACUAUUUGUCCAUUACCAAGUGCCAGCAUGAAAUUGUGCCCUGCAUAUGCUAAAUGGCUUUCACAGAAAGGGAAUGAACAAAUCCAUACAAUACAUGAAUAUGGUCUACCAGCACUCUACUAGCUAUGUUCCAGGAUAACUACCUGCCAGCAAUUUCUGAUUUUACACAGAUCAUUGUAUAAUUUAUUUUAAAGGGUUCAAUUUCUUAACACUACAGUACUUUGAAAUGCACUAUGGUAGCUCUGCCACCAAAUGUUGAAUAUUAUCACUUCUCCCUAAAUACUGCAUCAGACUCAAACAGAAAGUGUAUUUUUAAUUUAUUAUAAACCUACAAUUUUUAUUUAUUGCUAGUCUGCUUAGUAGUGUUAGACUUCUAUCAUCUAUUUAAAUAGUCUGUUUUCAAAGUUGCUGCUGUUUCUGCUGUUCUGGUUAUGAAAAACGUCAUCAAAAGUUCAAUCCAUACAACCAGCAUAUAGUCUGAAAUACGCUGGCAGGCUGAAAAGCACUUGUCUGACCUCGCUCUGAUAGAGUGCUUUGGAACUCCUGGGGCUAAAAGUAUUUUACAACAGACUGCUGUUCUGCAUUACACUUCCAGGGCUGUAGUCUCAGCAGCCAGGUAUCAGCACAGCAUUUUUGAAGUCAUACUGUUUCAAACCAGAUGAAGAUUUAGAUCAAACUUUUAGAGUUUUUUUUUUUUUUUUUUUUUUUAAUAAGGCAGAGAAGUACUAAUGUUACAAUCAUUGCAAUAAAAUGUCAUGUGUCCUGUAUUUGUCGUAACAGUCGACUGAGGACUAGAAUGGCAUUUAUGAUUAAAAUAUAUCUUUGUAAAAAAUACCAUGACCAAGAAUUUACUUACAUUAAAGUACACUGCAGGGGAAUUUAUUAUUAUUAUUUUCAAGUUCCCUUUCUUCCCUAAAAUUCCUUCCCUUCCAAAAUCUCAAUUUUUGGCUGCAACAUGUAUUCAAAUGAUAUAGUUUAAUCUGUCACCUGGAAAACUACUUAAAAAAAAAAACUAAAUAAAAAGUUAUAUUGUUUUGCAGUUUUUGAUACAUCCAAGUGUGAUAGUUUCAUAAAGCACAGAUUAUCAUAUGCAUAGAGAAAUUACUUAUGAGAAAAACAAAACUUUUGAUUCUCUUCUCAAUGGGUGAACACCAAUGUUAACUCUCCGUUUCAUGUUAGAACUAUGCCCUUGCUACCAAUAGACUGUAAAUGUUUUUUCUCCUUAAAAACGUUUUGCACUGAUGAAAAACAAGGGAAUGUUAAAUACAGAGUAAGAUUUUUAAACCAUGGUCUCAAACAAAACAAACUGCACUACAGAACAACAGUAUUAUGAAGAUUUAGCUGCUGAGAUACAGUGACUGUUGUAUGAAGUUUUGAGUAAUAGGCAGGAAAUGAAUACAUGAAAAUAUUUUGUUGUAAAAAAUGAGACACACUGCUAUUAAACUUUGUUUUAAGUAAUAAGGAAAAAUAAAAGACAAAGAUAUAACUGCAA
Messenger RNA from Rhea pennata, 6844 nucleotides. RefSeq names its product FYVE, RhoGEF and PH domain containing 5 (gene FGD5). The transcript has 21 exons. The coding region runs from base 146 to 4870 and encodes 1574 amino acids. Gene Ontology annotation, molecular function: guanyl-nucleotide exchange factor activity; metal ion binding. Gene Ontology annotation, cellular component: cytoplasm. NCBI's taxonomy places the organism in Eukaryota, Metazoa, Chordata, Aves, Rheiformes, Rheidae. The record is from RefSeq and is a predicted model, not a curated record.